This is a messenger RNA of Diversispora eburnea, 447 nucleotides long. The record is from the annotation of a GenBank genome assembly. Lineage: Eukaryota; Fungi; Glomeromycota; Glomeromycetes; Diversisporales; Diversisporaceae.
AUGUUGUUCAUAAAGGCAGAUGGAUCCAUUGAUUGCAUCUUUGCUAGAAUUGAAAUCCUUCAAUACUUUGACUCAGAUGAGCGAAGUAAAUAUGUAAUCAACAAGCAUAGUUUAGAGGCUUAUAAUACUCUUAAGUAUUAUCAAAUGGAAAUAAGCCCCCAAAAAGACAUCUUUGUGGAUGAUCUUCCUUCGAAUUUCAAACCUCAAGUUCAUGAAAUAAAAGAGGUUAUAUUUGAAAGAAAAAAAACAUAUGUAAAUUUCGAAAAAAAUGGUAAAAUUAUUAGAAGACUUAUUAAAUAUAGAAAGGAUGGAGGACCUUAUUGUCGAAAUCCCAACAAAAAAUCCAAAAAUAACAACAAUUUAUUAAGAACUACAGCUACAAAAUGUCAUAAAAAGGAUCACAUAUAUAAAAAUAGUUGCGAAAAAUGUUCUAUGAAACAAUUUUAA